AUGGAUUCGCCCAGACUUAAGGCUGAGGAGAUCCCCAUCUCGACCCAGUCGCCCAGCAAUAACAUCGUGGUUCCGACCCUGGACGCGUACGUACGCACUCUUGCUCAGGCGAUGAUCCGGAUGGUCGUUGCUCCAGGCCGUGAGGACUCCAACUGGCCUGCAGGAGACCACGCAAGGGCAUCUGCAUGGCCCCCAAAACGACAGCAGGAACAUUUCACUAGAUAGAUGGUGGUAGCCUAUCGCCAUUGUAGCCUGUACGCGGUGCAGACAUUCGCUGCCUCGGCCGUAAGAAUUGACAAAGAG
Molecule: messenger RNA, 303 nt
Organism: Aspergillus neoniger CBS 115656
Lineage: Eukaryota; Fungi; Ascomycota; Eurotiomycetes; Eurotiales; Aspergillaceae
Exons: 1
Coding region: 1-225 (74 amino acids)
Source: RefSeq, a predicted model, not a curated record